This is a messenger RNA of Tetrapisispora phaffii CBS 4417, 3240 nucleotides long. RefSeq lists its product as uncharacterized. Gene Ontology annotation, biological process: regulation of ribosomal protein gene transcription by RNA polymerase II. Lineage: Eukaryota; Fungi; Ascomycota; Saccharomycetes; Saccharomycetales; Saccharomycetaceae. Gene Ontology annotation, molecular function: transcription coregulator activity. The transcript has a single exon. The record is from RefSeq and is a predicted model, not a curated record. The coding region runs from base 1 to 3240 and encodes 1079 amino acids.
AUGCCCAGCAAAAAUAGCCCUAGGAAGGCUCUUCCUAAAGCAAGUCCUAUAAAAAGUGGAGAGGCGAAUAAGAGCCAAGUAAGUGGGAAACUCCCGGCAAAUAUCAAACAAUUGUUUAAGAAUCAGAAUAGCAAGACUGAGAAAAGUGAUGGUAAUCUAAAUGUUUCAGGCACAAAUAGGCCGAGACGGUUUAGUCUGCUCUACUCAAGUGAUUCUUCUUUGAGUGACCUAUCUGAUGAAAAGUCUAACAUCGCAAGACCUGCUUACGCCGGUAAGAAAAAUAGAAAUAACCAACAUCAUAUGACUGAAGGUAAGAAACUGGUAAGCGGAAUGUUUGCAAAUGCAACAGCCAAUAAUGUUAAGAAUAAGUCUGCUACUGAAGAUGACAAGAAGGUAAAAAGCUCCACAAGUGGAAAAAAUAGUAAACUUAUACGGAAUCAAACUGUUAAUAAUGAUAGCAUAGAGAAUAGAAAAGAGGAUGAAGGUACGGAAUCGUCUGAUUAUGGAGUCUUUGUUAGUGCUGACGAGGAUGGAGCAAGUUCAAGUGAUGAUGAUGAUGAUGAUGAUGAUACAGACGGUGAUAGUGAUACUAGUUCGGAGGAUGAGAAUAUAGAUUUUGUUAAAUUAACUGCUCAAAGGAAAAAGAGAGCCAUGGAAGCAUUAUCAGCAUUAAAAAGGAAAACAGUACUAUCAAUGGAGAAGCACAAUACAAAUAAUGAUCAUACUAUUGAUAGUAAGCCUCAGGCAACUGAAGAUAUCGGUGAAGAGAUAAAGGUCACUGAGAAUACAGUAAAAUUCAAUAAUAGUAAUAAUAAUAAUAAUAUUAAUAAUGUAAGUCUAGGAAAUAAACUGAUAGAAGAGUUCCACAUACCAAAAUUGUCUUCUUUAUCUGAAUCAUCAAGUUCUACUUCUGAUGAAAAAUUGGAUAAAAAUUCACUUGAAAAUGAGAUUGAUUCUAAUCAGUAUUCAGAUAUAUCGCCAACAUCAGGUACUGAAUCCGACUAUGAUAUAGAUCACGACGAAUUUUUCAAAGCUAUUGGAAAGGAUGAUAGCGAUGCUUUGACUGAUGUUGAUACGGGCAUAGAGACUGGUGAAGAUGACAUAGCAUUAUUGGAACAGGAAGAAGCGGAUAUCGUUAAAGAAUUACAAGAUGAUUAUGAUAUAUCUUUUGAUGGCAGCGUACAUGAAGAAGGUUCCGAUCCGGAAGAUAAUAUGUCCCAAAAAGUUAAAACUAGAAUAUUCUCGAAUAACCAAGGGGAAGUUGAGUUUGAUGAAGAUGAUUUUGAAAUUCCAUUCUACGAAGAUCCUAAAUUCUUUAAUCUAUAUUCUUACGGUGAUGGAACAGAACCAAAACUUGGCCUAAGUACUUCACUACCUCUAUUAUUGAAUGAUGAAAAAUUAUCAAAACUUCGUAAUAAGCAGGCAAAGAAACUUGAAAGAAAAGAAAGACUUCAGCGACACAAACUUUUGAAAAAAAAUAAGUCGUUGAGACAUGCAUCAACUCCAUCGAUCGAUAAUGGUGGUGAUGAAUAUAUAUUUAGUGUGUUCUUUCAUAGUGAUGAGGACAAUGAUGAUAAGAGAUCAUCAAAGAAGAAAUUAAAUAUCGAUUCUCCAUUGCAUCAUUUAGGAGACGCGAACUCCAAAUAUGACAAUGAACAUGCAUUAACCUCUGAUGAUGAUAACAAUUGCUCAUUAUUGGAUGAAGCCCGUAUACCUUCGGAAAAUGAAGACGAAAACAUUAUAGUUAAUGAAAAUAACAAAUCCAAGGAUAAUAAUCAAUUUGUAUUGAAAAACAAAACUUUAAAUAAAAAGUCAAAGUCAAGAAACAAAAGUCACACCUCGAUUGACAGUUCGUCAGAUGGAUUGUCUAUUGAAUUGGACGAUGAUGAUGAUGAUGAUGAUUUAAGUUUAACUAAUGUAUUCAUUGAUAUUGAUGAUUUGGAUCCAGAUUCUUUCUAUUUCCAAUAUGAUGAUGAAGAAGAUGAUGACUUCUUGGAUGAUUUGGAUGACAUAAAGCAUAAUGGUAGUUCUUAUUCGGACAUUUCAGUUGAUGAUAUUGAUAUUGAUAGCUCUGAUGGCGAUAAAAAUAAAUUAAAUGGUGGUACAGAUAAGGCUAUGAUAUAUGUAGAUGAUGAAUCAACUGAUGAAGAUGAUAAUUUGCCAAGGCCAACCCAAAAAAGUAAGAGUUUGAGUACCAAAGCCAAAGAAAUUGUUGGAUCAAAUGUAAUUGGGUUAAGACCACCAAAACUAGGUACUUGGAAAACAAACAGUAAACCUUUUAGCAUUAUUGAUGGACUUUCUACUAAAUCAUUAUAUCCCUUAAUUCAAGAACAUAUGCAACUAUUAGAAGGUAGGGCAAAUUCUAUGACGCCAGAAGGAGUUGAAACUCCAAAUGAAAUUCCUAAUACUAAUGCUGAUGAAUUAACUUUGAAUGAGUUACUAAAUAUGAGUGAUUUAGAGGAUCAAGCUUCGGAGGAUGUUGAUGCAUCGAAUACACAACUACUGAAUAUUAGUGAAUGGUAUAAUAAGCCAAAAGUUCCACUCUCUGCUUUUAGGAAUAAGGGAGUCAAUCAUUUUGAUGACGAUGAAUAUUUAAUACCUGAUAAUUCCAUAAAAAAAUUUCCAAUUGGUUAUGUUGGUAAUGAACGUACAAGAAGAAAAAUUGCUAGAAUGAAAGAAUUGCAGAAGAAGGAGAAUGAAAAGAGAAGAAAAAUUAAGAAGAAAAGAAAAUUACUAAAGAUGCAGAGAGAUCAAGCACGUAAAGUACGUAGUGAGAUGUUAAAUAAAGAACUUGCAUCUACAGUUGCUGCUCCUACUAGUGAUAGUUUAAUUACCAACACAAGCAGAAAAAAUUCAAUGAAAAAUGAUGCGCUUUAUGAAAUUCAUAGCUUAUUGAAACAUGAGGAUAACGAUCUAUUGGAUAAUACGCAUGAUGAUGAUGAUUAUGAUGAUAAUAUAUUUGAUCUAACGCAAAUCAAUGGCGACAUUGACACUACAUCACUAGAUGUUAAAGAUGUUGACAUCCUGACUUCCCUUACUGCACCUGUUGAACUUGGUAAUUUAGAUGGGAAUAGCGCAUCUCUCUGGAGACGUAGGAAAAGUAUAGUUGAAGCAGCAGAAGAGAAUUUAAGAUUCACUAAAAACGGUUUGUUUAGUGAAACUGCACUUGCGGAUAUUGAAGAUAUCCUUGAAGACGGUACUUCUUCUUCUGCCUUUAAUUAUGAUGAAGUUCUACAGUAA